Penicillium samsonianum is the source of this 1257-nucleotide messenger RNA. RefSeq lists its product as uncharacterized. The transcript is spliced from 2 exons. The coding region runs from base 1 to 1257 and encodes 418 amino acids. NCBI's taxonomy places the organism in Eukaryota, Fungi, Ascomycota, Eurotiomycetes, Eurotiales, Aspergillaceae. The record is from RefSeq and is a predicted model, not a curated record.
AUGGCGCGGGAGCUGUUAAUCAUGGGUCAUACCCAGAACCUUCGCGAUAUCGAGUCCAACAAUGAGAAAAAGCACUCGCACUGGCGCGAUUGGGCCUUUGUCCUUCUGUGGGGCGUUGUUGGCUAUGCAUGCAUCAUUUUUAUGGUGUUAGCCUACUCCAACCCGGGGCUUAUACCCUUUGAUAUCUCUUCAUUACUGUUUCGCAAGGAGAUUUCUCCAUUCUUCGCAUUCUCGCAAGGAACGAGUCAUUACUCUAAGCCGCAGGGCUUCAAGAUAGUCGCUCUAGUUCCCUUCCAUUACCAUGAGCGUACAGCAAUCUUGGACUGCUAUUUGCAGAAAAACCUAGUCCAUAAUAAUGGAUUUCUUGAUCAGGUCGUCUUUGUGCCGCAGACCGAUGACGCCGUUAGCAUGGAAUGGCUGUACUCUAUCGUGAACCAAACACCCGAGUAUGCUAUUUCUUCUCGCGGUCAUGAAAUGGAAUGGAAAGUUGCAAAGGAUAAUGUGAUGUACAUCCGAAUCGACGGUGAUAUCGUGUUUCUGGAGGACAAUGCCAUUUCGACCAUCGUCAAGACGAAACUCGACAAUCCAAGCACGCUGAUGGUAUCGGCCAAUGUGAUAAACGAGGCAGCUCUCGCAUCUCUUCACAGUCAUCCGGGAACUGCACUCCCAUAUCUACCAGAAUUGUACGACGUGAAACAACCGUCCCGAUCAAAGUCGCAACUGAAGCACGACUGGCGCGCUUCAAGCCUUCCAAGCUGGCAGGGCCCACUGAGCUUCAAAGUAAGCAAAGACUUUGAUCCGCCAUUUGAAGGGCAUCGCUGGCUACUCCCCAGAGAUGCGGGCUCUGCUCGAGAUCCUAUCGCGAGAUCCGUAUACACCGACACUGGUCCAACCCUGCAUGACUGGACUGUUGGUGCACAGCAACAUUACUCCUUCUUGCACCACCUAGAACACAAUGAUUUGGGCCGUUACAAGUUCCCGAUGUGGGUCGAUCCAACCGAGCCUGCCAGCGAGAAUUUUGGGUGCUUCUGGGGUAAUGAUGCAAUGGAUGUGCACCGUAUUUUCCGUAACAACCAAAAGGGAUCCUCCCGCAAUUGGCAUAUGCCGGAUGGCUCUCGUCCGCAUGUCAUCAUAGAUGGAAAGGGGCUUGUUUCACAUUAUUCCGCUCGCCAAGGUGCGGCUGGCCUGGACGCUACGGAUCUCAUAACUCGUUACCGAGCAUAUGCGCAGGAGAAAGUGUGUUUGCAGACCGAAUGA